AGAGGGAGACGGUGGAAGGUAACGCAGGGAGGCAGCAUCAUGGCGGACAGAGACAGUGGCAGUGACCACGGAGGGCCCAUCGCAGGCCCCGGCUCGCUGCCCCCAGGCGCGAUGGGCGCCAUGUCCCGGCUGCAGCACGACACCGAGGAGCUCGCCUCCAAGCGUGUCGACAUCCAGAACAAACGCUUCUACCUUGAUGUGAAGCAGAAUGUUAAAGGCCGCUUCUUAAAGAUAGCCGAGGUCGGCGCUGGGGGAAACAAGAGCCGCCUGACGCUCUCCAUGUCCGUGGCCGUGGAGUUCCGCGACUAUCUCGGGGACUUUAUCGAACAUUACGCCCAGCUGGGCCCGACGAACCCGGACAUGGUGCAGGAUGAGCCCCGGCGGGCACUGAAGAGCGAAUUCCUGGUGCGGGAGAAUCGGAAAUAUUACAUGGAUCUGAAAGAGAACCAGAGGGGGCGGUUCCUGAGGAUCCGGCAAACCGUUAAUCGGGGCCCCGGAUUGGGAAGUGCGCAAGGCCAGACCAUCGCUCUGCCGGCGCAGGGUCUUAUCGAGUUCCGCGACGCUCUGGCCAAACUCAUCGACGACUACGGCGUGGACGAGGAGCCGGCGGAGCUCCCGGAAGGCACCUCGCUCACGGUCGACAACAAGCGCUUCUUUUUCGACGUGGGCUCCAACAAGUACGGCGUGUUCAUGCGGGUGAGCGAGGUGAAGCCCACGUACCGGAACUCCAUUACGGUGCCCUGCAAAGUGUGGUCCAAAUUCGGCAACACCUUCUGUAAAUACGCGGAGGAGAUGCGGAAGAUCCAGGAGCGGAGUAGAGAGAAGCGGGCCUCCGAACUGCUACCUGAGGGCCCGCACGGCGCCGACGACGGCGACGAUGACUGACUGAGGAUCUGAGAGGAGCCGAGGUGAACCGAGCAAGACGAACCCGAACUGUGUGAGAGAGAGAGGAGAAAAAAACGAGACUUUUAACUGUAAAAUAGAAGGAGAUUUUCCACGGGAAUCACCCCACACACACACAACCUCCACAGACAUGGCAGCACCUCUGCUGCCUCCUCGCUCAUUUUACUGGAUGUCACCCCACUUACCACCCAUGUAACAGUAAGCCGCUGCUAUCAAGGAUCGAGCUGUAAGAUAUGAACUGUUUCCUACGUGGUUACAACGACAAUGAACAGAGUGUUUAUAGUCUCUCUCUCUCUCUCUCUCUCUCUAUCAAUGACAUAUUUUGCACACAUCAAAGCGAAAGGAUAUUUCUUACUGAAAUAUGGCCUUUCCCUGACUACAUGACGAUGGUGCUUACUUUGGCUUUGACAUCAAGCUCAUCCCAUUCAUCUCAACGUCAUCACACCUCGCGUCCUCACACACCAUUACUUUCUGUUAUGUACUCUCACUACCUUAUUAAAUUUCUGUUGAUGGCAAAUAAAAAGAAGGGUGUGCUGUUUUGUACAUUUGCUGUUUGUUUUAAUGUUUUUUGGGAGCCUUGUUGUCUGAAAAAUGACUAAUCGCGCAAUAAAAUGUCAUUCCACGUG
Molecule: messenger RNA, 1529 nt
Organism: Fundulus heteroclitus (mummichog)
Lineage: Eukaryota; Metazoa; Chordata; Actinopteri; Cyprinodontiformes; Fundulidae
Product: purine-rich element binding protein Ab
Exons: 2
Coding region: 40-885 (281 amino acids)
Biological process (GO): regulation of transcription by RNA polymerase II
Cellular component (GO): nucleus
Molecular function (GO): DNA-binding transcription factor activity, RNA polymerase II-specific; RNA polymerase II transcription regulatory region sequence-specific DNA binding; purine-rich negative regulatory element binding
Source: RefSeq, a predicted model, not a curated record